This is a messenger RNA of Monoraphidium neglectum, 1341 nucleotides long. RefSeq lists its product as hypothetical. The record is from RefSeq and is a predicted model, not a curated record. The coding region runs from base 1 to 1341 and encodes 446 amino acids. NCBI's taxonomy places the organism in Eukaryota, Viridiplantae, Chlorophyta, Chlorophyceae, Sphaeropleales, Selenastraceae. The transcript has 17 exons.
AUGUCGGAGUCGCAGUCCUCCGCGGCCCACUCCUACUCUUCUGCGGGCGUGUCAGAAUCCGAGGCCGGAUCGGAGCAUGGGGAUGCGCUCAACGCGCUGCAGGACGGCGGCGGGGAUGAGGACAUUACGGACCUGCUGGAGGGCAACAGGGGCCUGAGGGAAGCGAUGUUCCGCGUGGUCUUCAACACCGGGUUCUCGUGGGCCAUCCAGCGCGACAACUGGGCGUUCAAGGCCAUUCGGCCCCUGCUGUUCAGGCUGCUGAUUAUACCCCUCGGCUACAAGUCUUACGUGACGGCUGUGUACGUCAUCUCAGCGCUCAUCGUGCUGAGCCUGGCGCUGGCGGUGUGGCUGGUGGGGUCCCUGCAGAUGCUGACGCUGGUCAUGUGGUCCAUUGCUUGGGUCUCCAUUAUGGACUACCUGAUCUUCAUGGCAAACUGCCAGUGGACCCACGGACUGGCGGCGCGCAACGUGGCUCACGCGGUCUUCACGGACCAAAACUGCCUGGCCAUGCCCCACCUGGUGCACAUGGUGGUGGCGGGCCUCGUAGCACUGCUGCUCGGCGCCGUGGUCAUGCUGAUGGCUGUGGGCGAGUGCGACCUCAACCCCUUGACGAGGUCGCUGCUGGCUGCGCCAGAUGGCACCACCGCUUCCCGGGUGGUGGCCCUCAAGAUGGUGAUGGUGAUACUUUCCACUGUCAUCACCUUCAGCCCCACCAACCAGUGCGUCAUCAUGGUCAUCUGCGCGGGGCUCAUUACGCUGCAGCUGCUCUCGUCGGUGCCUUACUACUGUGACUGGAUCAAUCUCGCUUGGGUUGGGCUGUGGUGCGGCAUAGUCUACACAUGCGUGCUACUGAACAUCAUAGAGCUGAAAGGCCUGGCCGGCACACCCGCAGCCCACACACUCACCUGGGCGGUGCUCUGGGGCAUCUUCCCGUCGGUGCUGCUGGGCGCGGCCGCCAGCGCGGCGCGGCUGCAGUGGCUGCGGCGCCCUCUGGCGCGGCUCCACGAGGCGCAGGCGGAUCCUGAGUCGCUGCGGGACCCGAAGCAUGUGUACCUCUUCAGCAGCCCCUGGGAGGUGGAGAUCCUGUCGCGGUCCAUGCGGCGGUGGGACUGGGACGGCGUGCCAGUCCCAGAGGCGACAGAAUUUGGGGAGUUUGUGCUCAUGUGUGGGAUGGCGCGCCACCCCGGCAACUCGGCGCUGCUCAUCUCCUAUGCAAACUUCUUCAUAGAGGCGCGUCACGACGCCCAGAAUGCGCGCACCCAGCUCCAGCUGGCGACAAAGGCCGGGUUGGGGCCGAUGGAGGAGCUGUUCCACUUCAAAACGCAGGUCGGUUUUGGGUGA